AAGUCUGGAUUGCCCUCUCGAAGCGGCUUGGCUGGCUCACCAAGUGUCUACGCAGCACCAUCCGUUCAGCCACAACUUGUCAACAAACGCAACCCCAAACCUGAUAGCUCUAAAGAAAAUCGAGGCAGCGCCCGCGUCAGUUUUAAUGUUUCUCCAUUGCAAAAGGGUAGAUUAUGUCACUCACGCAAAUCAGUUGAUCCACACAGACGCCCAGAAGUUCAGCUACCGCGCCACACAAGGCCAACUAAUGUUCAAGGCGCCUCAGGUGCCCAGGGCCAGUUGGUGGUCAGGAGCCAUGAAGGCACAAGACGCCUUUUACAUCAAACUGGUAGUGGACGAGAGACUGGCCGCGCCUGUGUUCAACAGGAAUCCGUUAAAAGUCAAGAGGAUAAAACACAAGAGUCCAUCUGUCACCUAAAGCAAAAGAUUUUGUACUUGCAAAACCGUCUAACCUUGCUGCAGGAAAGCCGGCGGAAGACUAAAACUCAACUGGAAAUAUGCACAUUGUAA
This is a messenger RNA of Protopolystoma xenopodis, 510 nucleotides long. The record is from the annotation of a GenBank genome assembly. NCBI's taxonomy places the organism in Eukaryota, Metazoa, Platyhelminthes, Monogenea, Polystomatidea, Polystomatidae.